CUUUAUAAAAACUUGGAUUUUCAGCCAAAUAUUAAAAAUUCACUAUUCACUCAAACAUCACAACAAGUUUGAAACUUCAGACUAUGCUAAUUGUAUCUGCUAAACAUAAUUAUAAGAUCGAAAAAAUCGAAAAAGCAUAUAUUUGUUGAUGGAUUUUGUAAAAUUUCUUUCGAGAUCUUCUACAAACAAGAUACAGAAGAGCCUCAAUACUCCACAUUCUGAAGUUUUGAACUUAUUGUGAGUUUUUUAAUGUUAGAUAAGAACAGUCUGAAAACUCAAAUUUUUAUAAAGCUCGCUCUUCGCUAGAUUUUUAAAACUUUUUCUAAAAACAAAUAUUGCCAUGAGACUCAGCAUGAUCGAUUACCUAUAAUCCAUCAGUGUACAAGGCUAUCAAUAGUCACUGGGGGUCAGUCCUGGGGUUCGUAGAAAAUCCGAUAGAACGCCCGAACCGCUUAAAAUCAAGGUCUCGCUUGACUCCCGCUUUGAAGAAGAUACCACGGGCUAUCAGUCCAUGAAAAAGAAUCAAUAUAUUCCUAUGUGAAUUUCGGAAAAUCCAAACUAGUUUUCGAAAAAUCCUCUGGAAAACUGACUUUGAAAAUUUCGCCAAGAUCCACUUCUUCUUACGAAAACAUGUGACCAGGUGUCUAGUGUCCAAAACUGAAAACCACAGAUCGCUAUCUUCUUUCUAUCAAAAGUUAUUCAAGAAAUAGCCAGGGGCACGGUAUUUUGGCGACGAUAGUAGACAUCUACAAUUUGAUAGAACCAUUCAAAAUAUCCUUUUAGAAAAUCUUAGAAAUUCAAAACUGUCCGAUUCAUUUAUGACUGAAUAAAAUCAGUGAUGUUUCUAUUUUAUCACUCAACUUCAAUAAACUAUGUUUGAAAAUUAAUCAUUCGUUUUCUUCUUUAAAAAAAAAUUAGCUGAAUGUAUAACCACUACUGAAAAUUUACAAAAUGUUAGUGCAGAGGAGAUAGAUAAAUUACAACGUGUACCAAUUGUUUUACGUACAAUAUUAAAACUAAAUCAUAGUAUACAUAAUCGUCAUGAUAUACGUGAUCAAGAUAAAUAUCAACAAUCAAAAGUAACGUUAUUAAGUGAUAUUCAUCGUGUUCGACGUUAUUUCUAUUAUAUAUUGAAAAAUAUACAUUUACAGCCUUACCUAAGUCCAGACAUUAUCGAUUUAGCUAUAAAAGAAGUUGAAUUAUUUUAUAAAGAUGAUGGCAAUGUUUUAUCAACAAUAAAAAAUUAUUUAAAUACAUUUUGUUAUAAAGAAUCAUUAGAAAAUAAAUUAAUAGAAGAGAGAAAAAAGCAACAAUGGCAUGACGAGUUAGAAACGUAUUUGCAAGCUCAAGAAUUGCAACGAAGUGAUUUAAAAACGUAUGAAGACGAACGUAAUACUGUAGAAUCGGAUGUUAAGAUACAUGAUAACCAUUACAAAGAGUUAUUAAGACGUGAAAAGGAUACAAAACAAGAUUGUGAUAAUCGACGACAACUAGCACAUCAACAGAUAAAUAACUCAAAUUUAUUAUUAAACACAACGGAUCCUUCAUGUUUAACAUUAGACGAUAUUGACGCAGUCGAACUGAAAAUGAAAACUGAAAAAGCAGAACUGGAAAUGGAAAUAUUAAAAUUAAAAACUAGAUUAACGGAACUAAAUAAUCUAAUAAGAAUAACAAACAAUACGAUUGAUUUAAUUAGCACAAAAAUUAAUAAUUUACAAGAAUAUGUCAACUUAGAUUUUACCAGCAUAACAAAACAUAUGAAAAUCAAAUAUGGUCGAGGUUUAUUACUAUACGGACCACCGGGAACAGGUAAAGGAGAAUAUUAA
Molecule: messenger RNA, 1826 nt
Organism: Didymodactylos carnosus
Lineage: Eukaryota; Metazoa; Rotifera; Eurotatoria; Philodinida; Philodinidae
Source: the annotation of a GenBank genome assembly